GAGCCCAGAGAGGUGUAUGUGCAGACAGAGCCCGAAGAGGUGUGUAUUAAGACAGACCCCGGAGAGGUGUGUGUUAAGACGGAUCCAAGAGACGUGUGUGUCAAGACUAAGCCCGGAGAGGUGUGUGAGAAGGAGGAGCGGGAGUGCGAGGACAGCGUGCUGCGCGGAGUGAGCGCGGCGGCCGCGCAGGCCGGACUGUACACCGACCAUGAGGUCAAGGACGAGCUCGUGCUGGGCCCCGAGGAGUGGCACCGCCCUAAACUGCUUCAAGUGUGUUCGGACGGCAGCGCCGCCCGCGCCAGGGAACAGCUCGCGAUGGCUUGUUCCGUGGUGCUCGAGCGCCUCCGCGACGACGCGACUGUUCACAGUGGAGGCAAACCAUACCGCUGCGAACACUGUGGCAAACAUUUCAUGAACAAGUCUGUUUUACGAGAACACAUUCAACACACGCAUUUAUUGACCGGACAAAAACCAUUUGCUUGUGAUUUUUGUAGUUCUACGUUUCAAACCGAAUUUCUUGUGAUAGAACACGAGAAAAGUAAACACGGUGUAACAAAUUUUAUGUGUGCUGAAUGUGAGUAUGCAACAAGUUCCAAGAAAAGUUUGGAGACUCAUUUAAAGAGUCACUCUUUGGAGAACAAUGUUAAUUGUACUCACGGUAGUUACACAAGUUCUUGUAAAACUGAUUUAUACAAACACCAAACAAUACACAUUGCUGGAAAUCCUAUUAAGUGUUGCGACUGUGAUUUCAAAUGCAAUGAUGAAUCAAAACUGCGACGUCACCAGAAGACGCACAACCGGAAGCACCAGAGAAAACCUGACAAAUGUAGUCAUUGCGACUACAAGUGCUGUGUUAGUUGUAAUUUACGAAGACACGAAAGGACACAUAUUGGGGCGAAGCCUAUUCAGUGUAGCCACUGUGAUUACAAAUGCAGUUGGAAGUCAGACCUACUAAGACACCUGAUGUUACAUACCGGGGCGAAGCCAUUUCAGUGUAGCCACUGUGAUUACAAAUGCAAUCGGAAGUCAGACUUACAACAACACCUGAUGAUACAUACUGGGGUGAAGCCAUUUCAGUGUAGCCAUUGUGAUUUCAAAUGCAAUCGGAAGUCAAACUUACAACAACACCUGAUGAUACAUACUGGGACGAAGCCAUUUCAGUGUAGCCACUGUGAUUAUAAAUGCAUUCAGAAGUCACACUUACAACAACACCUGUUGGUACAUACUGGGGCGAGGCCAUUUCGGUGUAGCCACUGUGAUUACAAAUGCAGUCGGAAGUCACACUUACAACAACACCUGUUGGUACAUACUGGGGCGAGGCCAUUUCAGUGUAGCCACUGUGAUUACAAAUGCAGUCGGAAGUCAAACUUACAACAACACCUGAAGAUACACACCGGAGAGAAGCCGUACACAUGUAGCCAAUGCGAAUUCAAGUGCAGUGAUAGGUCAAGCUUGCACAGACACGAACGGACACAUACUGGCGAGAAACCUUUCAAAUGUAGUCGUUGUGAUUACAAGUGUCGUGAUAAAGCAACCCUACGACGUCACCAGAAGUCGCAUACAGGGAACAAGCCUAAACCGUAGCAAUAGCGACUACAACUGCAGCCAGAAACAGCACCUGCGAUGACGCCGGAUGAUACACACUGAAGAGAAACCUUGUAGGGAACGUUCGCGUUAGAGGGUACCUUUUUAUCUAAAUUUAUUUAAUUCAUUCGUUUUAAGUAAGGUCCACACUGAAAUCAGCGCUAUGGCUCGCCGUGGCAGUAUGGGGAUCCUGUUAGUAUCUAAUUUGUGUUAUUUUCUAUUUCAAAUAGUGCAUUUACAUACAAAUUGUACUGUUAAACAAAUGUAUUUACUUUCGUUAUUUAUUAAAUCGGAAAGUUAAUCCUGACGUUGACGGCAAUAAGCAGGCGGCUCCUGUGCUGCCCCCUACAGCUCGCGCCCGCUGCCGUAUACUAAUGUAAUCACUGCCAUUACCCCAGUCAAUUUAAAUACCUCACGUGGAGAUAUAUCUUAGUGUAGAUCCACAAGUUAGAGUAGUGAGUGAGCGCUGCGGGCGAAGUGGCCAGACACGUGGCUUCCGAGCCGGCGGUCGCGGGCUCACGCCACAGACACCACCGACUCCUUGCGACUUGUGUACAUGUGAAGCAUCGUUUGAUAUUUACCAGUUGCUUUGCAGUUUGAGGAACCUGCAUGUUAUAGUAACUGAAAGGGCUAGCGUGAGAACAUCAACCCACACCUUCUUGUACAAUGAGA
Messenger RNA from Cydia fagiglandana, 2256 nucleotides. RefSeq names its product oocyte zinc finger protein XlCOF6-like. The record is from RefSeq and is a predicted model, not a curated record. Bases 316 to 1584 code for a protein of 422 amino acids. NCBI's taxonomy places the organism in Eukaryota, Metazoa, Arthropoda, Insecta, Lepidoptera, Tortricidae. The transcript is spliced from 2 exons.